CACUUCAUAUUUUCCGCUGCUUAUAUUUUAUCCCAUUUAUGCUGUUUAACGUUUCGAAUGUCUGAAGAGAAAGUGGCAUCAAAUACGCAAACCAUGGUACAACGCCUGGAAGACCUUCGGACUGAGCACAUGUCCUUGAUCAAUAGUUUGGAUUCGCCGAAAACCGAAAAGUCAGAUAUCAUUUUGAAGAACAUAAAAUGCAUCGACGUCGGUUUGGAUGAAGCGCAAUUAAUGAUGGAAUUUACGUUGCAUUUGCAAAAUGUUGAAAUUGAGAAGCACCAACUUAACGUGCAGUUAAAGCAGUUGUCUGAAGAAAAUCGCGGUUUACGUAACGAACUAAAGGCAACGCAAGAUAAAUUGAAAAUUUUCGAAAAAUUAAUGGGAAAUGCCGGAAACGAAAAAAGUACGGAUGAAAGUAUUCUGGAAAUCGAAUUCGACGAUGCUUCAAUUGAACCAAAUGCCUUGAUUCAGGACUGUGACUACGAAAGUGACUCCACUUUAACGCCUAGAGAAGAGUCUCAGAGCGGUCACACAAAUUGUGAUGAAAGCGAAUCUUUAUCGCGCUUUCUGAAACUAAAAAAACUUGCAAUGCAAUAUGCUUUUGAAGGCAAUUACGAAGUGGCACUUCCGCUGAGCCAACAAGCUGUAGAUAAUUUGAAGAAAACAACUGUUGGAUGCUUUCAUCCUUACAUUACCAAAAUGAUGUCAAUAGUGAGCCUAGUUUACGGUAUACAGAAAAAGUAUAAGGACACGACAAAAUUGUUACACGCCGCUAUUCGCGAAAAAACUGAAGCACUUACACUUGACAGUAAUUAAGGUUGUCUGGUCAAUUAAAUUCUCAAUAACCUUUCAUAAAA
Molecule: messenger RNA, 857 nt
Organism: Bradysia coprophila
Lineage: Eukaryota; Metazoa; Arthropoda; Insecta; Diptera; Sciaridae
Product: kinesin light chain-like
Biological process (GO): microtubule-based movement
Cellular component (GO): kinesin complex; cytoplasm
Molecular function (GO): kinesin binding
Source: RefSeq, a predicted model, not a curated record